AUGGACGACACAGAACUCCCAUUCACAAUCCCAACCCAUCCCCCCUUAUCCCCAGCCGCAACCUCCCUCCUCCCAACCCCCAUCCCCCUCCCCUGCCCUCCCCCGCCCGCCCUCGACACCCUUUUCCACGCCGAACACGGCCAGCUCUUCAACCUCAGCGGCCUACGCACCUCCGAGUCCCUCAUCCUCCAGGCCCUCGACCCUUACUCCCCAUCCACUCCCCCCAACAACGGCUUCAUACACGUCAACGAAGCAAAAUGGCACAGCGUCUUCCACCGCAGCAGGUGGGCCAGCUCCGCCUGCCACAUCGCCAACGCGCCGCUGCACAUCGACGACGACGCCGCGUGGAGCCGCAUCGCCCCCGGGAUAGAGCUCGCGGACAGGAUGCUGGAACAGGCGCUCUCGCACCACUGGCUGCUCGCGAUGCUGAGCGCGGCGGGGCGUGAGGCGGUGCAUGGGGUCUCGGUGACGGUUGAUGGGCGGAGGUACGCCAACGCGACGAUCUACCGCGCGGUUCCUGGUCCGGUUACACAUGAAGCGCGCGCGCAGGCGCUGAAGGUGCUGGAUGAGAUUGCGGGGAGUGUGUUUUGGGGGUUUCAUCAUGGGGACGAGGCGCCGGGGCUUUUGGGCAAGACGGACACGAUUAUGUUGCACGAACUCAUGCACGCUAUAUCAAGACACAUCCUUACCUCCAUCAAAGCCGCAAACCCAGCUCACAACUGCCCCUCCUUCGAACUCUUCUUCAACAACGAACGCUGGGCCGAAGCAGGCUACUCCUUCGAAACCGCCUUCCUCGGCACCGUCCUCCGCAACACCUGGCCCAACCCGCGCUCCCGCCGCAAAGCCUACCACGCCCUCCGCGCCCCGCGCCCGGAAACCGCCGCCGCGGGGCAGUUCCAGUACUACGGCGGCUGGGCGCCCUCCGACCCGUUCAUCGAGGAGCGGGCGGGCGUGCCGGGGCGGGUGCUGUGGGCAAUGACCCGCGAGGACUUCUGGGGGGUGAGGGUGCGCAGGUUUGGGGCGGAGGGGGUCAGGGUUCAGACGGGGGGUGUGAGUGUUGCGAGGGCGGAGUACUCGAAGGCGAGGGGGUAUACGGUGCACCGGGCGGGUGUGCUUGAUGAUGCUGGCGGGUUUGGGGGACGGAUUAGGGAGCGGAGGGGGAGGUUGAAGAUGUUGAGGCCGUGGUAUGCGGACGAGUAUGCGAAGUGGAGCGAGACGCCGUUUGCGGAGUUUCAGAUGCGUAGCUGGGUGCCGGGGAUCAAAGGUGUUCGUAGGAGCGUCAAGUGCGAAGCUGGUGUUGUCGCUGCCGCGAAGAAGAUGAUUGGGCCGUUUGGUGUCGAGGAGCAAGUCUGCGGGACGCGGAUCGAGGGGGAGAGGAGCGGACGGGGCUUCUGGAGGGCUGUUGGGUUUCUGGCAAUGGCUGCGGUGCCGGUGAGGCGGGGCGCGGAAACAUGGGAGGACGAGAGCGUGCCGGCGUAUCCGGAGGUUCUUAUCCAUGGAUCGCGGUUUGCGGCGCCACGGGAGUUACUGGAGGAGGUCAUCCGGCGCGGGAAGGGGAAGAAGGAGAGGGAGAGGUGGAAGGUGGUUGGAAGGGCUGGGGGGAGGAGUCAUGAUCGGGAGAUGUGCUUUGAUAAUGCGAGGGUUGCGUUUUUGAGAUGGAAAUGGGGCGGCGUUGUGUCUGGGGAACUUGUGAUGGAGUUCGAAGCUGCGAUGAGGGAUGUGAGAGUGAAGAUGGACCAGUUCCCCUUGGAUGAUGUUUGGUUGGAUUUCGGGUUCCGGAUGCCAGAGUACAGCGGGGAGGUGUGCUUCCCCGUGGGAUAUGAGGACGACAGGUUUGAUGAUGAAGAUGCAGACUUGCCUAGCUGGGCCAUUGCAAGGUCUGGGAUUGCCGGGGAGGAGGUCACCGGCACUGUCAUCAAGCACUACUCCCCUGGUGAGAUUGGAGACCUCCAAUCGUUGGGAGCAGGGCAAAAGGUCGUCUUAUGGCAGGAAGAAAACGAAACAGAGGUGCAGGUCUACGAUGUCAUCGAGAUCUUUCCCAACGGCUGGGACUCAGAUGCCAGGAACAACUUCACUGCUCCCGGUCCACGAGGACGCAUGCUCUCUCCAAACCUCGAAGCGGACAUCCUCUCCCAAGUCCUCAGCCAACAACCACUCGGCCAGGCAAUGCUCUGGCGCCAAGAAGAAGACGUCUGCAUCAACGACGGCAACGAGGGCAGACCGAACUGGAUUGCCCUCGGAGCCGAAGUCUUCGACAUCACAAACAUGCAACUCUCCCCAGCCCUCCACACCCUCCAACACAUCCUCUACCGCAACCGAAACCCCGUCGCGGCAAUCGACGCCGGCUUCCACCCAGACCUGAUCCGCGCCAACCUCCUUCCGUACAAGAUCGGCUGGCUGCGCGACGAGAUGUCCCGCCCGCGGCGGCGAGACCGCGUGUUCACGGCUAACGAGGUGAAGUGGUUCGCGUUCCGCGAGACGGGGAUGUAUGCUGUCAUUAACGGCAGCGUAUACGAUUUCACAGGAUACUGCGACAUGCACCCCGGCGGCGCGUCCCUCAUCUCCCAUCUCGCUGGCCAAGACGCCACUGAGGCAUGGAGGCAGGCCCACGGGCAGGGCGGAUCUGUCUCCGGGCUGGGUGUACACGCCGCGCUGGAGGAGUUGCGGAUCGGACGCGUCGUGCCGGAGCAGUCUUCAACGCAACCGCUCUCGUCCUCGCAGAUCCGGAUUCGGGACUGUGUUUUCGGGCGGGGGAACAUCAAGCCCGAGCAGACCCAGGCACUCAGCGACCUGGAGCCAUACUGGGGCACAGAUUGCACUUCCCACCUCGAGGCACAGAGUCCGCACUGGGUGCUGACCAAGCUAUACGACACGCGCAACUUCAUCGUCGCUAAGAUCGCACCAAACCCCGAAGAGUUCCCCAUGACGCAGGACACAUUGCGGGAGUUCGACGGCAAAGAGACAGAUCUAGGUUUCCGCGAGACGUAUAUCUCUGACGGGACGUCCAUCUACAACAUGACUUCGUUCAUCAAAUACACCUCCCCAUCGCCCCUCACCGCAUCCCUCCUUAGCCGCGCCGGAACAGCCCUGACCUUGUCCCCCGAGGACACCGAGUUGCGAACAUGGCUACAAACCUCCUGCCGCCACCGUAUCAUCGCAUACCACGACCACCGACAAUCCAACCCGGGAACCAGCCAGCCCCGCUGGAAAACCGACGUCCAACGCGUCCCCCGUGCUCCAGCUCCCGGCCAAUUCCCCAAAGUCAUCAAAGCCGCUAGGGUCGAGAUGAACUGGGCGAAAGUACUGCAGGGCGACGCGGCUUCUCCCGGUCCGAAGAGCGACGUGAGACCGACGCAGGCGCCUACAAAGACGCGGGCGCGAGGAGGUAAGGAAGGGGGUCUCGGCGCCGGGGGGCGUGCGGGUGCGAAGGACAGAGGUGAGGUGAUCGUGCUUCCUUUGGUGAAUGAGAACCCACGACCGCCGGAUAGGGACGUUGUCAUGGAGGACGUACAACCUGACGGAUGGACCGUCGCUGGGAAAAAGGGCCGCCGACGGACUCGGAAAAGACGCUGA
Colletotrichum aenigma is the source of this 3573-nucleotide messenger RNA. RefSeq names its product Fatty acid desaturase 1 (gene Fads1). Gene Ontology annotation, cellular component: intracellular membrane-bounded organelle; membrane. NCBI's taxonomy places the organism in Eukaryota, Fungi, Ascomycota, Sordariomycetes, Glomerellales, Glomerellaceae. Gene Ontology annotation, molecular function: heme binding. The record is from RefSeq and is a predicted model, not a curated record. The transcript is spliced from 8 exons. The coding region runs from base 1 to 3573 and encodes 1190 amino acids.